This is a messenger RNA of Aplosporella prunicola CBS 121167, 926 nucleotides long. RefSeq lists its product as uncharacterized. The record is from RefSeq and is a predicted model, not a curated record. Gene Ontology annotation, biological process: fatty acid beta-oxidation. The transcript has 2 exons. NCBI's taxonomy places the organism in Eukaryota, Fungi, Ascomycota, Dothideomycetes, Botryosphaeriales, Aplosporellaceae. Gene Ontology annotation, molecular function: enoyl-CoA hydratase activity. Bases 1 to 822 code for a protein of 273 amino acids.
AUGUCCAGACUACAGAUCAGCAACAUCACCUGGGCGACAUUUGACAACCCUCCAAUCAACCUCGUUGACUACAAGCUUAUAUCGGAUUUGCACGACUUCCUCACAUGGUUGCAGCCAGCCGUCAACAAAACCACUCCGAAGGCCGUCAUCUUCAACAGCGCCAACCCAGAAUUUUACCUAGGGCACUUUGACCUUCACAACAUCGCCAAACCCUUCACGGAUACCAAAACGGCUGUGUUUAACCAGCUCGUCGAAUGCACGCGCUUUCUACUUAACACGACGAGCACGGCCUUUGUGGCUGAAAUCAACGGCCGCGUUAUCGGAGCCGGGCAUGAGCUAAUCAUCCAAAUGGACAUGCGCUUUGCCGGUCCCAAGGCGCGUGCCAGCUCGUUCGAAAAUGCUCUCGGUCUCACGGCCGCAGCUGGCGGUCAGCCGUUUUUAGGCCAUACAGUUGGCAGGGCUCGUGCCAUGGAGUAUCUCCUUGCAGCACAGGAAUUUGACGGGCCGACCGGCGCAGCGCUGGGCUUGUUUAACAGCUUCCACCCUACCGACGAGCAGCUAAGAGCUAAGGUCAAUGAUCUAGCUUCGCGCAUUGGCAUGUUCCCUCAGCAUUCUCUGAACGAUACUAAAUUUACCUUCGCUUCUUUGAAUCCGAGUAUUACUGCACUCGACGAGCAGCUGGAGAGAUUCGUGCCGCUUGAAAAUAUGGGUUCGGAGCAGGAAAUUAUUCAGAAUAUUCUAGCUGCAAGCCAAAAUCAAACCAUGUGCGACUUUGAACUAGAUAUCCCUAAUUCAGUAGUACAGACUUUAUGGAGUAGGUAGAUAUUUAAUAUUAUCGAAAGGUAGUAGUCUAACUAUCUACCCGGUACUAUACUUACUAUUACCUACUCUUACUCGCUAAAUUAUUGUCAGCUAGGAUUACUCCG